AUGUCCGUUAGCCGGCGACUGUUUACGUUCGGAGCUGGAUCGGCGCUCGGCGCUCGACGGGCGGCGUCCCUUUGUGACCGGCGCGCGAGCAAAGCUUUGUCCGAAGUUUUAAUUGUGGCAGCAGACAGUAGCGGCGCGCUGAGACGCCGGCAACAACGGUCCAAUCUACAAAUAAAAUGUUUUAUUAAGUUGGGCGCGCGACGCCGGGCGCCGCCGCUAAACAUGUUUACCAUCCGCGCACGUGCACUAAAGUUCCACGGUCAUACUCUGAAGUUGAAAGCACCCACCUGGAGCCAGAGUCAGCUGCAGGAAGCGAUACAAGCGGUCGUCACCCAGAGAAUGCGGUUCACGCAAGCGGCCACCUAUUACGGGAUACCUAAGGGGACUCUGUACGAUAACAUCCUGGGGAAAUCCAAGCGUAUGGCCGUGCUGGACGAGGUCGGCCUGUUAACCGCCGAGGAGAGAGCGGUGCUGGACUACUGCUGUGAAACCAGCGUUUCCCCUUACAAUAGGCGGACUAAAAAGUCGCUCGCGGCCGUGUUGGCCUUUGUCGAGAAGUUGAGGCGGGGCAGGGAUGCUAGCUUCACUUUCACUGGGCUCACCGGCUAUCGUUGGUGGUGGGCUUUUUGUAAGAAGCAUUCCAUAGUGUCGCUCUAUUACGAAGGCUCCGCUAAGUUGAAACUAUCCAAGAUCAAAGCGGAGCGUAGGGAUGUAAGCGAGGAGUCU
Iphiclides podalirius (scarce swallowtail) is the source of this 726-nucleotide messenger RNA. Lineage: Eukaryota; Metazoa; Arthropoda; Insecta; Lepidoptera; Papilionidae. The record is from the annotation of a GenBank genome assembly.